AUGACGCCUUUACGGGCUCUUCUCCCUAUGCUGGCGUUGAUCGCCUUGGCCGUCGCCUCUCAGAACCUUACCACGUACCUCCCGGAGUGUGCCCAGCCGUGUAUUGAGUCGUCAAUUAGCAAAAACUCGAACUGUACCGGAACCGGCGAUGUCAAAUGUCUGUGUAGCAAUAUCCGGUCUAUAGGGCCAGGCUCGUUAUCCUGUGCCCAGGGGGCAUGUUCCAACUCUUCGGAGCAGCUCGCGUACGAAUUGCAUUCGGAAUUUGUAGAUUACUGUAGCGAUAAUGGGGAAGAAGUCAGUAGUGAUUUUUCAGGAGGCGGAUCCCCGCCAGUUUGGACCGCUUCAUGGGGCAAGACAUCAUCACCUACUGCGUCGGCAACAAGCAUGACCUCACCGGUCGCCGCCACCAAGCCGCCGAGCAACGAGCAACAGAGUCCUUCAGAUCCAGAUGGAGGCGGUCUAAGCGGAGGUGCUAUAGCCGGGAUAGCCGUCGGGGUGGGUGUCGCAUGCAUCUUGAUUACAGGAGGGCUGUUACUAUACGCUUUCCGACUAGGUAGACGCCAUUCUAAGCGUACGCAAGGAGAAGAGCCUGCGGGUCCCGGUCCGCGAGAGGAGGGUGGAGGAGAUUAUAAUGGGAUAGACAACGUGUUGGAGGCGGAGAAAAAGGUGCAGCUGGAGGGCGCGCCAGUGAGCGAGCUCCCGACGGAGCAUACGCUGUCCGGAUUCCAUCCCGUCAAAGAGCUGGCAACGCAUGAGAAGCCGGUCGAGCUGAGUGCUGAUCCCGUCCCAUCCCGUGCGAAUGAUGGGAACCCAAUAUUACCUACGCCCUGGAAAUGA
Molecule: messenger RNA, 837 nt
Organism: Daldinia vernicosa
Lineage: Eukaryota; Fungi; Ascomycota; Sordariomycetes; Xylariales; Hypoxylaceae
Exons: 2
Coding region: 1-837 (278 amino acids)
Source: RefSeq, a predicted model, not a curated record